Messenger RNA from Clupea harengus (Atlantic herring), 2448 nucleotides. Its product is annotated as vang-like protein 2. NCBI's taxonomy places the organism in Eukaryota, Metazoa, Chordata, Actinopteri, Clupeiformes, Clupeidae. Gene Ontology annotation, cellular component: membrane. The record is from RefSeq and is a predicted model, not a curated record. Gene Ontology annotation, biological process: multicellular organism development.
AGAUAUGUCGCGGGGGGAGGGGGAAUGGGGGCGUGUCUUGCAGAUACCGGGGAGGCGGGGGGGUGGUCUUCGAGUCUAGGGGAAAGAAAAAGUAGGCUACAACAACCCUACCUGGUGACUUUUGCAUUAUUUCCAACAAAGCACUGUGGUAUCCAGCGAAAUGUAAUUGAGCGACAGCGGCAUUUUAACGCGGAGUAAGAAGGCGAUACUUGCACAUUCAUAAUAUCAGCAUAGUUUAAAUGAAGGGUCUACUGUAGUCUUCAGUUCUUCAGCUACAGUCGGAUGUGACUUACUUUAUAUCAGCCUUUUGUUAAGAGCUACGUCCUCCGAAACGAAGGUGAAGUAUCUUGUCGCUGCGCCCCGAGGAGAAAUGUUCGGGGUUCUCCAGCAAUAUCUCUGAAGAGGCUUGUGGAUUUUAUCUCACUGCAAAUAGUUUGGCGAAAACUUGGUCAUUAGUAACGGUCGCCUUGGACAGAGCCGACAUACUAGAGCCAUUGGACACCAGAUUUGUGAGUAGAGCAUCCACAAAGGGGUGAGGAGGGGCAUGUAGGACCCACCCACUCCAAAUAUGGACAACGAGUCUCAAUACUCUGGUUACUCUCAUAAGUCCUCCCAUUCACACAGCUCCAGAAAGCAUCGAGACCGAAGGGACAGGCAUCAGCGGUCAAAGAGUAGAGAGAGCAACAGGAGACACAGAACAAAGAAUGGACAAAGUCAGGGUGCCCCACUUCUGGAUGAUCAUUGGGCCGACAACGCCACCAUCAUCACAGCCACGUCAGAACACAGCGUCUCCCGUGACGACAACCUCAGCGCCAUCGGCGGCGGUGACGAGAUUGAAGAGCUCCACACAGCACCGCCUAGAGGUAAGAGCGGUCACAGGCGCCUGGCCGCCUUCUGUCGGGUGCUAUUAGGCUGCGCCCUAGGUCUGCCCCCCCUCCUCACGCCCCCUGCCUUCAUCCUGCUCCCCCGUGUGCUGUGGAUGAAGGGGGCACCAGGCGAAGGAUCGGCCACCCCUGCCCCCUCAGAGGAGUCGGCGGAGGGCCUCUGCACUCAGCUCUGUGAUGGGGCCCACCUGGCUCUGGCUAUGAAGCUGCUGCUACUGCUGCCCUCCAGCUGGGCGCUGUUCCUGAGGGAGCCACUGGGGGGUGCCAGGCUACCACGCCCAUCCAGGCCGCGCUGGCUGCUCCGUGCCCUUGUGCUGCUUUGCGCUGGCUGCCAUUGGCUGCUCUACGGCAUCAGGGGGGUGUGGAGGGCGGAGGCAGAGCCGCAAGGCAUCGUGGGAUUGGCGACGGCAUGCACAGAUGCGCUGCUGUGGAUGCAGUACGCUGGCCUGCUGCUGCUGGAGGUUGCGAUCUUGAACCAACGCACCUUCUGCCUCAAGGUCACGCGCAGCACUGACGGAGAGAGCCACUGUUACAAUGUGGGACACCUCAGUAUCCAGAGUGCAGCCGUGUGGGUCCUGGAGCACUACUACAGAGACUUCCCCAUCCACAACCCCAACCUGCCCAACUUGCCCAAAGCCAUCCUCUCACGCAAGAUGACCGGCUUCAAGCUCUACUCUCUGGAGGAGGAGAACAGCAGCAUGGGAAACUGCACGAGUCCUCCUCCACAACUGAUGGCCUCUGCCCAGUGGAGGAGAAACUGCCACAGUGAGCUCUACUACGAACAGGCCGACUACGAGCACCGCGUCCGCAAACGCAAGGCCAGGUUAGUGGUGGCGGUAGAGCAGGCGUUCUCCCAGGUGAAGCGUGCAGAGGAGGGCGACGCAUUGGGUGCACCCCAGAAGCGUCAGCAGGGGGCGCUGGACCCGCGAGAGGCAGCCCAGGCCAUCUUUGCCCCAAUGGCCCGAGCGCUGCAGAAGUACCUCCGCACCACUAGGCAGCAGCACUGCCACAGCAUGGAGGCCAUCCUCACACACCUGCAGUUCUGUCUCACACACAAUCUCAGCCCGCAGGCCUUUAUGGAGCGCUACCUCAGUUCUGGCCCUACGCUGCAGUACCAAGUGGAGUCUAGCAGGAGGCAAGAGUGUGAGUGGAAGCUUCAGAGUGAGCUGUCCGUCACCUCCUCCCUCCACGGGGGCGUAGGCUUUUCUUUGCACCGCCCACAGUUUGCCCUAGUUGUCACAGUGACGCCCCUCCCCUUCCUGCAGCUGAGGGAAGAGUUUGUGAGCCCGAAAAGCCAUCGCUUCGUACUUAGAGUGCAGUCAGAGACCUCUGUGUGAGAAGGAGAGAGAGAGAGGAGAAGGAGGAGGAGAAGAAAAGAGAGAGAAAGAGUGAAUAAAAGUGAGAUUGAAAACAGAAGGAAAGAAGAGAAAUGAGGAAAGAUAAUGAGAGGGAUGAAGAUGCAGUGUUAGAAAACUGAUACAAAAAAUGAUAGAGCAGAGAAGAGAGAAGGGGAAUGGGGUGUGGGGAGAGAAAGGGGGAGAGAGAGAGACCGAGACAGACAGAC